Lepus europaeus (European hare) is the source of this 1998-nucleotide messenger RNA. It is a transcript of the gene NEK11, whose product is annotated as NIMA related kinase 11. Gene Ontology annotation, molecular function: protein kinase activity; ATP binding. The record is from RefSeq and is a predicted model, not a curated record. NCBI's taxonomy places the organism in Eukaryota, Metazoa, Chordata, Mammalia, Lagomorpha, Leporidae. Gene Ontology annotation, biological process: protein phosphorylation. The transcript has 17 exons. The coding region runs from base 78 to 1934 and encodes 618 amino acids.
GGCUGCGGCAGGACUGGGGUGCCCGGCGCCCCGCUCUCCCCUCGCGAUCGGGAAAGGCAGUGUCCAAUGCUGCUUGGAUGAAUCUUUCUGUAAGUGAACGAAGCAGUUUCGUCUUGUUUGGGGCAAUGCAGAAAUUCCGAGAGACUGCCAAAUGCGUGAGCGCCUCGGUGGCUGUUUCCACUUCCCCAGCGGCCUUGAUUGCAAGAAGAUAUGCGCUUCAACAGAAGCUUGGCAGUGGGAGUUUUGGAACUGUUUAUCUGGUUGCAGACAAGAAAGCCACCCAAGGAGAGGAACUAAAAGUAUUAAAGGAAAUCUCUGUUGGCGAAGUAAAUCCAAAUGAGACUGUGCAGGCCAGUCUGGAAGCUCAGCUUCUCUCCAAGCUGGAGCACCCAGCCAUUGUCAAGUUCUAUGCAAGCUUUGUGGAACAAGGGAACUUCUGCAUUAUCACGGAGUACUGUGAGGGAGGAGAUCUGGACUACAAAAUUCAAGAAUAUAAAGAAGCUGGAAAUAUCUUUCCAGAAAAUCAAAUAAUGGAAUGGUUUAUCCAGCUGUUGCUGGGAGUUGACUACAUGCACGAGAGGAGGAUACUUCAUCGAGACUUGAAGUCAAAGAAUAUAUUUCUGAAAAACAAUCGACUUAAAAUUGGGGAUUUUGGAGUUUCUCGGCUUCUCAUGGGCUCUUGUGACCUGGCCACCACUCUCACUGGAACUCCCCAUUACAUGAGUCCUGAGGCUCUGAAACACCAAGGCUAUGACACCAAGUCGGACAUCUGGUCGCUGGCAUGCAUUUUAUAUGAGAUGUGCUGCAUGAGUCACGCAUUCACUGGCUCCAAUUUCUUGUCCGUUGUCUUAAAAAUCGUCGAGGGUGACACACCUUCCCUCCCCGAGAGACAUCCAAGAGAACUAAAUGCCAUUAUGGAAAGCAUGUUGAACAAGAAUCCAUCUCUGAGACCAUCUGCUAUAGAAAUUUUGAAAAUCCCCUAUAUUGAUGAGCAACUACAGCACCUAAUGUGUAGAUAUUCAGAAAUGGUUCCAGUAGAUAAGAAUCUGGACUGUCAGAAGGAGACUGCUCGUAUAAUUAAUGCUGUGUGUAAGAGAGUGCACGAGCUGCCCCGGCUCCUCAGCUUCGCAGGGCUGCCUGAAAUGACUCCAGGAGGAAGGAGGCGGCUCAGGAGGUGCCAGGCCACUGCUGGGGACGCCGCCGAGAAGCCUAAAAAGACUGUGGGAGAAAAGUAUGAAGAAAACACCAAACUAAGGCAAGAACUGAGAUCUCGGAACUUUCAGCAGCUGAGCGGUGAUGUGCCCCAGGACUUCAAUCAACCGACUUCAGAGGGCCUGCCUGUGUCUCAGCAUCUUCCUUUCCCGGGCCAUGCUGAACGUGAGUCAGGCAUAGAGGACACCAGAGCUGACCUUGGGCAUCACGUUAUCCCAGAAGACCCGUUUGUGGCUGAAGAGUAUUAUGCUGAUGUGUUUGAUUCCUGUUCUGAAGAGAGUGAGGAGCAGGAAGAAGAAAUCUUGUUCUCAGGACCAGAGGGGGAGGCCAAGGAUGGUUACAGAACAAACCAACAGGACAGUGAUAUUGAAGCUUUGAUCAGGUGUUUGGAAAACGUUCUGAGUUGCACUUCUCUAGACACCAGGACCAUCACCAGCGCGGCUGCAGACACAUCCCCAGGAACAGGUGUUGUCAGCAGUGCCUUGGCUGGGACCAAGGUGAAGCGCCUGAGGGAAUCGGCUGUACAGAAGCUGGGAGCAAAAGUCUUUGAGGAAGUCUAUACUUACCUCAAGAGAGCAAGGCAUCAGAACACCAGCGAAGCAGAGAUCCAGGAACAUCUAGAAAAAGUGGUACCUCGGGCCAGCGACUGCUUUGAGGUUGACCAGCUCCUGUACUUUGAGGAGCAAUUACUAAUUGCCACGAGGAGAGAAUCUGCAUUCUAGAGCCAUCUCUAAGGAGCUUUCAAAAACAACCAGCAGUUGAAGUAGACAAAUUUCUAUGAAAAUC